GAGAAUUGUGGUAUGUAAACAUGACCCAAGAUAUAUACCAUAUUCCUUAAUCAAGCCCUUUGGCACAGGAGAUAGGCGCUUAGAGUGUCCAAUACCUAGAACCUUGCUACUGUUCAUAUUGAAGGGAAACAAUUUUAUUCAUCGGGACUUGUCUCAUCCUUUCCUUGCCAAGGCAAUCCAAGCCCUCAGGCCAUUGAGGAUAAGACUUGGAGGUUCUUUGCAAGACCAGGUUCUGUAUGAUGUGGGAAGUUUGAAGUCUCCUUGCCAUUCCCUUCAAAAGGUUAAAGGUGGAUUGUUUGGAUUUUCAAAGGGAUGUUUACACAUGAAAAGGUGGGAUGAGCUGAAUCAGUUUUUCUACGAGACAGGGACAAAUGAAGUGGCUCUCUGCAUACAUAUAUUUUCAAUUUUCGGAAAUCUUUCAAAAACCAUUAAAAUAUAUGGUCCUUGCUCUUCUGCAUGGGUAGGAGAAGCUGGAGAGGCAUACAACAGUGGUGGCAAUCAUGUUUCUAACAGAUUUUUAAACAGCUUUUGGUACUUAGAUCAACUUGGAAUAGCAUCCUGCUACAGCACUAAAGUCUAUUGCAGGCAGACUUUAAUUGGAGGGAACUAUGGCCUUCUCAAUACCACCACCUUUGCUCCCAAUCCUGACUACUACAAGUUCUGGCAUAGUUUCUAAACAGUGCAGUUUUGUGGCAUCGGUUAAUGGGAAAGAAGGUUCUUGCGGUCUCAAGUGAUGUUCAUAUUAAAGACUUUUACCAAUAAUUAGGAAAUGUAAGUAGAAGUUAAUGACUUUUACCUACAGUUGAAGAUGAUAGGUACAUAUUAAAGAAUUUUACCUACAGGUAGGAAAUGUUAAUGACUUUUACCUACACAUUAUACAUAGUAGGUAAAACCUAUAGUGAUAGACAAUUAGCCGUCAUUAUACGCCCCCUCAAAGUUGACAGAAGAAACGUUCGUAGGACAAAGUCUAUCAUACAUUUAGCUAUGAAUUUUUUAUUUACAGUGACAGUUUUUAUCUGUAGGUAUAGGUCAUUUUUCUUGUAGUUUGGUCCUUCAAAGGAGUCCCAAAUUAAAUAACAAUUUGUAUCAUUCACACAAACAAGGUAUACAUAUACUUAUGAUCUAAUAGCUACAUUCAACGAUUUUAUUACCUUUGUCCGCAUCUA
This is a messenger RNA of Glycine soja, 1166 nucleotides long. Its product is annotated as heparanase-like protein 2. Lineage: Eukaryota; Viridiplantae; Streptophyta; Magnoliopsida; Fabales; Fabaceae. The coding region runs from base 323 to 676 and encodes 117 amino acids. Gene Ontology annotation, molecular function: beta-glucuronidase activity. Gene Ontology annotation, cellular component: plant-type cell wall; membrane. The transcript has 8 exons. The record is from RefSeq and is a predicted model, not a curated record.